AUGCUACUCGACCUCCUCAUCCUCUUAGUGACAAUAUGGCUGACACAUUUUCUCAUUGGUGAAAUGAGAAAACCAAAGAAUUUUCCCAACGGUCCAAUAUUCUAUCCAAUUAUCGGGAAUUUAUUAACAGUCGCUAAACUUCGAAAAGAGACUGGAUUCUUAAUUCGCGCCGUGAUGAAAAUAGCUGAACGAUACUCAAAUACAAAGGAUGUUAUUGGACUGAAAAUUGGAAAAGAUCUUGUUGUGUUUACGAUGACGACGAAGGCAUUGAAGGAAGUUUACACAUGUUCAGAUUUCGAUGGUCGUCCAUUUGGUCCAUUUUAUGAGACAAGAACGUGGAAUAAACGUCGUGGAAUUAUUUUUACAGAUCAAGAUUUUUUCCAAGCACAGCACCGCUUCAUCGUCCGUCAAUUGAAAGAAUUUGGAUUCGCACGAAAAGGAAUGCUUGAAAUAUGUGAAAAUGAAGCAGAAUUUUGUGUCAAUGAUUUUCGUAAAUUGAUUGAAAAUCAUGGUGGAACGAGUGCGACUGUCAAUAUGCCAAACAUUCUUUCAAUGUACAUCUUAAAUACAUUAUGGCAAUUCCUGGCUGGAAUACGAUAUGAUGUCGAUAAUCAAGAAAUGAGAUAUUUGCAAGGAAUUCUGAGCGACUUGAUGAAGUCGAUUGAUAUGAAAGGCGCAUUAUUUUCUCAUUUUCCAUUCUUGCAGUACAUUGCUCCUGAAGCUUCUGGCUAUAAGGAUUAUGUUAGAUGUCAUAAGAAUAUACAUGCGUUUAUGCGUAAGGAAGUUGAAAGGCACAAAAGGAAUUUCAAUCCAUCAGAUGAACCGCGUGAUCUUAUUGAAGCGUACUUAAAGGUGCUCCAUGUUGGAGAUGAAUCAGGCAAAGCACACAAAUCUUUUAGCGAAUUACAACUUCUUGGCAUAUGUCUUGAUAUGUUUAUUGCCGGCAGUGAAACAACAAAUAAUGCUUCUAAUUUCAUGAUGUUAUAUCUUACCCGCAAUCCACAUGUUCAGAUACGUGCACGUGAAGAAAUCGAUCGAGUUAUUGGACGGAAUAGAUUACCAAAGCUUUCAGACCGUCCCAACCUUCCAUAUUGCGAGGCGAUUGUGCAUGAAUCUUUAAGAUCAUUCAUGAAAAUGGCAUGCGGUGUUCCACAUCGUGCACUAAAGGAUACAAAAUUGUGUGGAUUUGAUAUUCCAAAGGAUACAAUGAUUAUAUCAUCCUUCAUGCCACCCUCAAUGGAUACGAAGAACUUCAAAAAUCCGCAUAAAUUUGAUCCCGAGAAUUUCCUUGAUGUAAAUGGAAAUGUCGUAGUUCCUGAGAAUUUCAUACCAUUUGCUCUCGGCAAGAGACGUUGUAUUGGUGAAGUUUUGGCAAGGACGAACCUUUUCCUUUUAUGCACGACAUUGUUACAGAAUUUUUAUAUUGAGAUACCCGACGGACAUGAUAUACCAUCUGAGGAACCAAUUGAUAGUAUGACACCGAAUGUUAGAGAUUAUGAAGCUAUGAUAGUUUUGAGACAAUAAGGAUUUUGGAAGGGUUUAGAGGAUGUGUGAUAUUUUAUUCACUCAAAUUUGUUGCCUUUUGGGAGAGUUUAAGGAUAUGACAGUUUUGAUAUUAUAAUGCUUUUAGGACUGAAUUUGAUUUCUUUAAGAUUAUUUGUUGAGCUUUUAUUUCUUUGUUUGGUG
This is a messenger RNA of Chironomus riparius, 1686 nucleotides long. Lineage: Eukaryota; Metazoa; Arthropoda; Insecta; Diptera; Chironomidae. The record is from the annotation of a GenBank genome assembly.